AUGAAUGGAUCAAGUACAAAUGGUCAUUCAGCCACAGGUAUCAAGCCGGCAUCUACAUAUUUCGGACAUGAUAGGGAGGAAGUUACGAGGAUCUUGAUUCAAGCAUUGUCGGACUUGGGUUACAAGGGUGCUGCUGGAGCUUUAAGUCAGGAAAGUGGUUAUGAUCUAGAGAGUCCAACAGUAGCAGCUUUCCGAAAUGCAGUCCUACAAGGCGAGUGGGCUGAAGCUGAAGAACUACUUUUUGGAGGAUCUACAGAAGAAGGCGGAGUCAGCAUUCACGGAAACGGCUUGAUUCUCCGAGAUGGCGUGGAUAAGAACUUCAUGCGGUUCUGGAUACGCCAACAGAAAUUCUUGGAACUACUUGAACAAAAAGACAUGGGCAGAGCGAUAAAUGUACUGCGAUCUGAGCUCACUCCAUUGGAUCAGGACACCCCCAAAUUGCAUUUUCUGUCAAGCUUACUGAUGUGUACACCCGACGACCUCAAGACCAAAGCUAAUUGGGAUGGGGCCGCUGGGGAAUCAAGAAAACAGCUUCUUUCGCAGUUAUCCAGUAAGUUUCAUGUUGAUGCUACUGGUAAAUUAAUGAACAAACUCCCCCGUUUUAGCGAGCCUGUGACCUGUUGUGUAUGGGCUCCAGAUGGACAGUCGUUCGUCAUUGGCAGCUUGGGCAAUACCAAAAACUUAUGCCAGUGGAGUCUCAACGGUGAUCUUGUCUACGAUUGGGGUCGAGAACAUCGUAUCCGAGACAUAGCAAUGACGCCGGACGGAAACAAAUUAGUGGCCAUCGAACACAUGACCCAUAUUUAUGUUUAUAACUUCGUAACUCGGGAGCUUGAAUACGAGCUGGACCUCAAAGUUCAGCUGUGCUCAAUUUCUAUUAGCCAAAACUCGAGGCAUCUACUGGUCCACUGCUGCACUGGGGAGACCCGCAUGCUCGAUGUAGAGACAGGCGAAACAGUACGAUCUUUCAUAUCAGGGGACAAAGGGGGUGAAUUCAUUAUCAGAAGCUCUUUCGGUGGUGCAAACGAGAGUUUUGUUGUUAGCGGAAGCGAAGAGGGGAACGUUAUAAUAUAUCACAGAGAGAACGGUGCAGUGGUAGAAAAACUGGAGGGACAUAAGAAAGGCUGCUGCAAUGCAAUUUCUUGGAAUCCGACGAACCCAGCUAUGUUCGCUUCCGCCGGUGAUGACGAUGGUCGAGUGAAAACACUUCAGGAAGAUCCUUGA
Messenger RNA from Sclerotinia sclerotiorum 1980 UF-70, 1224 nucleotides. RefSeq lists its product as hypothetical. The record is from RefSeq and is a predicted model, not a curated record. Bases 1 to 1224 code for a protein of 407 amino acids. The transcript has 5 exons. Gene Ontology annotation, biological process: proteasome-mediated ubiquitin-dependent protein catabolic process. Gene Ontology annotation, molecular function: protein binding. Gene Ontology annotation, cellular component: GID complex. NCBI's taxonomy places the organism in Eukaryota, Fungi, Ascomycota, Leotiomycetes, Helotiales, Sclerotiniaceae.